UCUGGAAGUGCGUCAACAGCAGAGUGGAGACCGUCCCAGCCCUCACAGGCUCAGAGCAGAGGCGGCGCGCUGCCUUCAGUCCGUAACAUCUCCGAAAGGCGACGGAGUUAUAACUGCUCGUUCGUCUUUGAGCGUUUCCCUGAGGGUGGGCAUGCUGCGUCCGUGCGUAAAGACGCACUGAGGACUGUUUUCUUUGCCAUCGGGAGCGGAAAGCAGACGAGAAGAUGCUGGCGAGGAAAAGCAUCAUCCCGGAGGAGUUCGGUCUCCCGGGGCUCGUCUCCCGGAUGCCCCGCAAGCCGGUGUUCAGGGACCGCGUGAACAAAGCGCGCUUUAUCGCCAAAAACGGCUCGUGCAACUUGGCGCACAAGAACAUCCGCGAGCAGGGGAGAUUCCUGCAGGACGUCUUCACCACGCUGGUGGACCUUAAAUGGCGCUUCACGCUGGUCAUCUUCACCACGACAUUCGUCAGCAGCUGGCUGCUGUUCGCCAUGAGCUGGUGGCUGGUGGCAUUUGCGCACGGAGACCUGGACCCUACGCGUGAAAACAUGACCGACUGCGUAAAAAAUCUGAAGUCGUUCACAUCAGCCUUCCUGUUCUCCAUCGAGGUUCAGGUGACCAUCGGCUUUGGAGAACGUGUGAUAACGGAGCAGUGUCCCACUGCCAUCACCGUCCUCAUCCUGCAGAACAUUGUGGGACUCAUCAUCAAUGCUGUGAUGUUGGGCUGUAUCUUCAUGAAGACGGCUCAGUCGAACCGUCGGGCAGAGACGCUCAUCUUCAGCCGCCACGCCGUGAUCGCAGUCCGGAACAACCGGCUGUGCUUCAUGAUUCGUAUCGGGGAUCUGAGGAAGAGCAUGAUCAUUGGAGCGACCGUCAGGUUACAGGUUGUGAGGAAGACAACCACACCAGAGGGGGAGGUGAUCCCCAUCCAUCAGAUCGACGUGCAGACAGAGAGCGCUGUGGGCAGCAACAGCCUGUUCCUCCUCGCCCCGCUCAUCAUCUGCCACAUCAUCGACAAAAACAGCCCGCUGUACGACCUGUCAGCCAUGGAGCUGCAGUGCAGCGACCUGGAGGUGAUUGUCAUCCUGGAGGGAGUAGUGGAGACGACGGGCAUAACCACGCAGGCACGGACUUCCUACGUCUCCGAGGAGAUCCAGUGGGGCCACCGCUUCGUUCCCAUAGUAACAGAGGAGGAGGGCGUGUAUUCUGUCGACUACUCCAAAUUUGGCAACACAGUCAAGGUUGCGACGCCAUGCUGCAGUGCCAGAGAACUGGACGAGAAGCCGUCCAUCUUAAUCCAAACCCUCCAGAAGAGUGAGCUUUCGCACCAGAACUCACUGAGGAAGCGCAACUCCAUGAGACGCAACAACUCCAUGCGCAAAGGUGCAGGAAGCAGCGGGAGUCUCCGCAGGAACAACUCAGGCCUCGCCGUGCCUAAAGUCCAGUUCUUCACCCCAACCGAUGGAGGCCAGAACCUGAACGCCGUCACCUGACAUGAGGCCUACCGUCUGCUGGCUCCACUGCUCUUCCUGGUGGGGAGGAAGAUCCUGGGUGUUGGUGCAUCUGUCUCUCUGAUUGGACUCAUUCUUCUUCUUUUCACUGGCAUAACUAGACUUGUGUCUCGACACGUUCACUGUUAAUGUUCCCUGUGUUUAUGUUCAUGGUUUAAAAUGGGUCCUGUUCAGAUUACAUUUGUGAUCUCUAAGCAGUUAAAGUAACAUUCCUCUGCGCUGACAGAAACCCAGAAAGCAGAUACUAAAACAGAUAAGAGACGGAUGGAAACUGCAGAAUUGGUUGUGUGAGCUUAAACUGAUUUCUAAAUGACAUACAGCGCUUUUCAUUCUGAAACACUAC
Pundamilia nyererei is the source of this 1851-nucleotide messenger RNA. RefSeq names its product potassium inwardly rectifying channel subfamily J member 8 (gene kcnj8). The record is from RefSeq and is a predicted model, not a curated record. Lineage: Eukaryota; Metazoa; Chordata; Actinopteri; Cichliformes; Cichlidae. The coding region runs from base 225 to 1490 and encodes 421 amino acids. The transcript is spliced from 6 exons. Gene Ontology annotation, molecular function: ATP-activated inward rectifier potassium channel activity. Gene Ontology annotation, cellular component: plasma membrane. Gene Ontology annotation, biological process: regulation of monoatomic ion transmembrane transport; potassium ion import across plasma membrane.